This is a messenger RNA of Acanthoscelides obtectus, 792 nucleotides long. The record is from the annotation of a GenBank genome assembly. NCBI's taxonomy places the organism in Eukaryota, Metazoa, Arthropoda, Insecta, Coleoptera, Chrysomelidae.
AUGGGUGCACCAAAAACGGCAGUCACCCAGGAAAACGUCGAUGCUGUGCGCAAACUCGUCAUUGAAGAUAGAGAUACCUCAAUUCAAAAAAUUUUACAUGAAGAAUUAGGACAGAAAGCAGCCAGGGUUAACUGGUGUCAAAAAACGCUUGACCGUUUCAAUUCCGGAAACUCAAAAAAUGUGUACAGCAUUGUCAGUGGUGACGAAUCGUGGAUUUACUGUUAUGAACCAGAAAAUAAAUGUGAAGAAAAGCCAACAAAACAAAGAACUGUUACUGCGGAUUGGUCUACCACCAUUUGUUUGCCAAAAAUUAUCACCGAGCUUCGAAAAAUCAAGCCCGAAAGAAGAAUCAUCCUCCACCAAGACAAUGCAAGCUCGCACACAGCCCAAAAAACAAGGCAGUAUUUAACGGAAGAAAACGUGGAAUUUUUGGACCAUCCUCCAUAUAGUCCCGAUCUAAGUCCUAACGAUUUCUUUACUUUCCCGAAAAUUAAAAACAGACUGCGUGGUCAAAGGUUCCAGUCACCAGAAGAAGCAGUUGACGCAUUCAAAAAUGCCGUUUUGGAUAUGCCAGCAAACAAGUGGAAUAAGUGCUUCGAAAAUUGUUUUAUAAAAAUGCCAUUUUUAUUCUCCAAUCAAGAGUUAGCGGAUAUUCAUUUUGUGUAUGGCUUUGUAAAUGGAAACGCAGCAGAAGCAGCCAGAGAAUACGCACGAAGAUUUCCAAACAGACGACAUCCAACUCGCUCAGUAUUUGUAAGAGUGCAUCGCCAAAUAAUUGAAAAUGGUUUUUGA